CUUCUUCCCACAUGAGGAAACAUCGCAACGUAAACCGAUUCCGUGGAGCAUUAGAAACAAAAGUCGUACCCCACCUGCGGCGGAGAAAGAAGAUCGCAGAAAUCGAGCGGAGGGUUUCGAGGCUCCGUCUCCGUUCUCUCUCUCAGCCGGUCGCUGCGAAGUGGAGCUAGGGUUUGGUCCGACCCUCCAGGUUCAACUGGCUUGAAAUUACAAUGGCUAUGAUCGAUGAGCCACUCUAUCCAAUCGCUAUCUUGAUAGACGAGUUGAAAAAUGAAGACAUUCAGCUGCGCUUAAAUUCCAUUCGCAGGUUAUCUACCAUUGCAAGGGCUCUUGGUGAAGAAAGAACUAGAAAAGAAUUGAUUCCUUUUCUUUGUGAAAAUAAUGAUGAUGAUGACGAAGUGCUUCUUGCCAUGGCUGAGGAGUUGGGCGUGUUCAUUCCAUACGUUGGUGGGAUACAACAUGCUCAUGUCUUGCUCCCUCCACUGGAAACUUUAUGUACUGUGGAAGAAACUUGUGUUAGGGACAAGGCUGUUGAAUCUCUUUGUCGGAUUGGAGCUCAGAUGAAGGAAAGUGAUUUGGUAGAGUGGUUCAUUCCCUUAGUAAAGAGAUUAGCAGCAGGUGAGUGGUUUACUGCUAGGGUCUCAUCUUGCGGACUGUUUCAUAUUGCUUAUCCAAGUGCAACAGAGCUGUUGAAGGCAGAGCUGAGGUCUAUGUAUGGGCACUUGUGUCAAGAUGAUAUGCCUAUGGUUAGGAGGUCUGCUGCAUCAAAUCUUGGGAAAUUUGCUGCUACAGUUGAACCAAACACUCUAAAGACAGAUGUCAUGUCUAUAUUUGAUGAUUUAACACUGGAUG
Molecule: messenger RNA, 852 nt
Organism: Musa acuminata subsp. malaccensis (wild Malaysian banana)
Lineage: Eukaryota; Viridiplantae; Streptophyta; Magnoliopsida; Zingiberales; Musaceae
Source: RefSeq, a predicted model, not a curated record